This is a messenger RNA of Aethalodelphis obliquidens (Pacific white-sided dolphin), 3641 nucleotides long. It is a transcript of the gene NAALAD2, whose product is annotated as N-acetylated alpha-linked acidic dipeptidase 2. The coding region runs from base 137 to 2755 and encodes 872 amino acids. The record is from RefSeq and is a predicted model, not a curated record. Gene Ontology annotation, molecular function: carboxypeptidase activity. The transcript is spliced from 19 exons. Lineage: Eukaryota; Metazoa; Chordata; Mammalia; Artiodactyla; Delphinidae.
GGUUGUAUGUGGUUAAGAAACUAAUGUGUUAUCGCAGAGCAGCCAGGACCAGAAAUGCUGCCCAAGUGUGACCAGUUAUAAAUUAGUCAGAAUCUGGCAGCAGGGCAAUAAACAGGGAAGAAAAAGCUGCAGUCAAAUGCAUCUGGCAGCUCCUGGAAUGAGGCUGGUAAGUAGAGUUCUUCAAGGAACAAGCAGGGACAUUUUCAAUAGUCUCCCGGAACGCAGACUUUGUCCAGGAUCAACAGAAUGGGCGUUGCCUGCCAGCAAAAAGAAUGUGUCCUCCUCCUGCAGGGCUUCCUCUCUCCCCUCGAGGCCCCCUGGAGAUCGCAGGAGCCAGGAGUUUGGGGCCGGUUUCCAUUCGCCUCUGGACCCACCAGGAGAGCAGAGGCAGGGCUUUGAGGAAGGUCAGCGGAGGCCACGGUCUGCCGCAACCUGGGCGUUCCCCGCGUUCCCGGGCGCGCUCUCUCUGUUCGCCCUCAUUCCCGAGGCUCGCUCCGGUAGCCGGCACCUCCUGCUCAGUCCCGAGGAAGCCAUGGCCAAGUCCAGGGGUCGUCUACACCUCUGGGUGUGCUUGGCUGCAGCGCUGGCAUCUUUCCUGGGUGGAUUUAUGGUGGGCUGGCUUAGUAAGCCUCUCAAAGAAACAGCCACUUCAGGGGACACUCACCAAAAUCUAAGGUGGAAACUGGUGUCUGAGAUGAAAGCUGAAAAUAUUAAAUCAUUUCUUCGUUCUUUUACAGAGCUACCUCAUCUGGCAGGAACAGAACAAAAUUUGCUGCUGGCCAAGAAAAUCCAAACCCAGUGGAAGAAAUCUGGACUUGAUUCAGCCAAGUUGGUUCAUUAUGAUGUUCUCCUGUCUUACCCUAAUGAGACAAAUGCCAACUACAUAUCAAUCACGGAUGAACAUGGAAAUGAGAUUUUCAAUACAUCAUACCAUGAGCCACCACCAGAUGGAUAUGAGGAUGUUAAAAAUAUUGUACCACCCUAUAAUGCCUUUUCACCGCAGGGCACACCAGAGGGGGAGCUUGUAUAUGUAAACUACGCUCGUACUGAAGACUUUUUCAAACUAGAAAGAGAGAUGAAUAUCAACUGCACUGGAAAAAUUGUUAUUGCAAGAUAUGGGAAAAUCUUCAGAGGAAAUAAAGUUAAAAAUGCCAUGUUAGGAAGAGCCAAAGGAAUCAUCUUGUACUCAGAUCCAGCUGACUACUCUGCCCCUGGGGUACAGCCAUACCCAAAAGGAUGGAACCUUCCUGGAACUGCAGCCCAGAGAGGGAAUGUGUUAAACUUGAAUGGUGCUGGUGACCCGCUCACUCCAGGCUAUCCAGCUAAAGAGUACACUUUCAGACUUGAUGUUGAAGAAGGAGUGGGAAUCCCUCAAAUCCCUGUACAUCCCAUUGGAUAUAAUGAUGCAGAAAUAUUAUUACGCUAUUUGGGAGGAACUGCUCCACCAGAUGAGAGCUGGAAGGGAAGUCUUAAGGUGAAUUAUAAUAUCGGGCCUGGCUUCAUAGGACAUGAUUCUUUCAGGAAGGUUAGAAUGCGUGUUCAUAACAUCAAUAAAAUCACAAGGAUUUACAAUGUAAUCGGAACUAUCAGAGGAUCUGUGGAACCUGACAGGUAUGUUAUUCUGGGAGGUCAUCGGGACUCCUGGGUAUUUGGAGGUAUUGACCCAACCAGUGGGGCUUCUGUUUUGCAAGAAGUUGUUCAGAGUUUUGGCAAACUGAUGAGUAGAGGCUGGAGACCAAGAAGAACUAUCAUUUUUGCCAGCUGGGAUGCAGAAGAAUUUGGACUUCUGGGUUCCACAGAAUGGGCUGAGGAGAAUGUAAAAUCACUUCAGGAGAGAAGCGUUGCUUAUAUCAACUCAGAUUCAUCUAUAGAAGGCAAUUAUACUCUCAGAGUUGACUGUACACCCCUUCUUUACCAAUUGGUGUAUAAACUGACAAAAGAGAUCUCCAGCCCGGAUGAUGGUUUUGAGAGUAAAUCUCUUUAUGAAAGCUGGUUAGAAAAGGACCCUUCAUCUGAAAAUAAAACUUUGCCUAGAAUCAACAAGCUGGGAUCUGGAAGUGAUUUUGAAGCUUAUUUUCAGAGACUUGGAAUUGCUUCAGGAAGAGUCCGGUACACUAAGAAUAGGAAAACAGAUAAUUACAGCAGCUAUCCAAUGUACCAUACAAUUUAUGAGACAUUUGAAUUGGUAGAGAAUUUUUAUGACCCCACGUUUAAAAAACAGCUUGCUGUAGCUCAGUUACGAGGAGCACUGGUUUAUGAGCUUGCAGACUCUAAAAUCAUUCCUUUCAACAUUCAAGACUAUGCAAAAUCUUUGGAAAACUAUGCAACAGGUAUCUACAGCUUAUCCAAGAAAUAUGACCAACAAUUAAGAGACCAUCAAGUAUCAUUUGAUUCCUUAUUUUCUGCUGUGAAAAACUUCUCAAAGUCUGCUUCCGAUUUUCAUAGAAGACUUUCACAAGUUGAUCUGAAUAACCCCACUGCAGUGAGAAUUAUGAAUGACCAACUGAUGUUCCUGGAAAGGGCAUUCAUCGAUCCCCUUGGUUUACCAGGGAGGCCAUUCUAUAGGCAUAUCAUCUUUGCUCCAAGCAGCCACAACAAAUAUGCUGGCGAAUCAUUUCCUGGCAUCUUUGAUUCUAUAUUUGAUAUUGAAAAUAAAGCAGAUCCUCGUUCAGCCUGGAAAGAAGUAAAGAAACACAUUUCAAUUGCAGCCUUUACAAUUCAAGCAGCAGCAGGGACUCUGAAAGAGUUGUUAUAGUAAGGUCUCAGCCAACUAGCUGCCAUUAAAAGUCUGAGGAUAAAAUCCGUCUUUCUUUCUGAUAACACAUGAAGCCAGAGCAUGCUAAAAUCUUGCUUGUCAUGUCAUGUUUUGACUUUAGACUUCCACCUUGUUCAUCUGCAAAGAGAUUUUUGGCCCUUUGAAAAUUCAUAACUUCAUCAUCAAAGUACUAAUCCAAUAAAACAAACCAAAAAACCUCUAGUCAUAUGGAGAAAGAGAUAAAGUAAGUGAAAGUUCCCUAAAAUAAAAUAUGGCAAGGAACUUGAACUCUUCAGACAUUGGUGGCCAGAAAGUGAAACAGUACAACCACUUUGGAAAACAGUCUGGCACCUUCUUAUAAAGUUAAAUAUAUACUUAUAUUAUAGCUCUAAAAUUCUACUUCUAGGUAUUUACUAAGGAAGAGCAAAAACAUGAUCACCAAAAGACUGUUGCAUGUUCAUCACAGCUUAAUGUGCAAAUAAUGCCAAUGCCCAUCAAUAAAUGAAUGGAUACAUUGUGGUAUAUUCACAAUGGAAUACUACUCAGCAAUAAAAACGAAAUAACUGCCGAUACAUGUAAUAUUAUUGGCAGACAUUAUUGAGGGAAAGAAGCCAGACACAAAAGAAUGCCUAGUAUGAGAUUCAAUUUAUAUGAAGAAGCAAAACUAAUCUAUGGUAUUAGGAAUUACAUCAGUGAUUGCUCGGGUCAAGUAAGGGGCAGGCAGGGAGGAAAUGUGCUACAAAGAGCAAAGUUUCUGGGAUGAUGGGAGUCUUCUGUAUCAUGAUCUGGAUGAUGGUUACACAGGAAUAUACAGUUGUCAAACUUCAUCAAACAGUAAACUUAAAAUGUGUAACAAUGAUACCUUAUAAAUAAAUUUGAUUACCAA